AUGGGCUUCCAACGGGCGCCGGAAGACCGGCCGACACCGCCAGAAGUGUACAACUGGAGAGUCUACACCUCUGCUAUCAUCAUCUCGUUCGGCGUGCUCGCUUAUGGCUACGACUCGGCGUUCAUCGGGACGACCAUAACUCAGCAUGCUUUCAAGAGAGACUUUGGGCUGGACACCAUGACAAUGAAAGAGCGGAAUGCUGUCAGCAGUAACUUGACGAGCAUAUACUCCGCUGGAGGAUUCUUCGGAGCCUUCUUUAUGUUCUUCGCCCUCGAGCUGCUCGGUAGGUGGUGGACCAUCGUCCUGGCAGACCUCAUCUUCACACUCGGAGCCAUUCUAUGCACUGUACCAACUAAUCAGAUCGGCCUCGUCUAUGCUGGACGCCUGCUGACCGGUCUUGGAGUUGGAGGAAUGGCUGCAGUCUGCCCAAUGUACAUCUCCGAGAUGUCUCCUCCCGCCAUUCGCGGUCGUUUGACCGGAUUCUUCGAGUCCUCCUACCAGAUCGGAGCCGUGAUCGGAUUCUGGAUCAACUAUGGCAUCGUCCACACGAUCGACACCUCGUCAUCAACAGCCUGGCGCAUUCCCAUGGGCGUCCAGCUCGUGCCGGCCGGCAUGCUAGCAAUCGGCAUUCCGUUCCUCAAGGAAUCACCCGUAUGGCUGCUCAAGCAAGACCGUGACGAUGAUGCUCGGCAAGCCUACAGCUACAUCCGCGGCCUACCCUCUGACCACGAAUACAUUGCCCAAGACGUCCAAUUCGUCAAACACGAGAUUGAAAGCGAGCGACGGACAGCAUCCCACACCGGCCGACCUUCGUUCAAAUCCUUUCUCAAAGACGCCACCCAUGAGUCCUUCAUGAAGGGUAUGCGCAACCGCUUCGGGCUCGUCUUCCUCAUGUUCAUGUGGCAAGCCUGGUCAGGAGCUGCUGCUAUCAAUUAUUACUCCCCCACAAUCUUCUCCUCCAUUGGUCUCACCGACACAACCCUCUGGACCGGCGUCUACGGCCUAAUCAAAGCGAUCGGCUCCAUCAUCUUCUUCACCUUCUUCAUUGACACCGUCGGCCGCAAGACUCCCUGGAUCGUCUCCUGCCUGGCCUGUGCUGCGUGCCAGUACUACCUCGCGGGCUACAUCGCCGUUGGAUCUCCCACUGCAGGCGAAGCGAUGAGCUCCAGUACACAAGCGGGCGGCAAAGCAGCUACAGCGGCGAUUAUGAUUUUCGGUGCGACCUGGUCCUUCGGUGCAAAUGGUCUGCCGUGGAUCAUCUCGGCGGAGAUUUUCCCCAGUUCGUUGAGGAGUAUCAGUGGACCGUGGGCGGGGAUGAGCGUGUGGUUUUGGACUUUCAUCGUCACCAAGGCAUUGCCGGACAUGUUUACGAGCAUGGGGUAUGGAGUUUAUGUGUUCUUUGCCAGUAUGUUGGUGCUGGCGAGUGUUUAUGCUUGGUACUGCAUCCACGAGACGAAGGGACUGCGGCCAGAUCAGAUGGAUCAUUUGUUUGGGUUUGAGAGGUCGCUGCCUGAGUAUGGAAGGGAGAGCGAUGCCGACACAGGAGGUCGCUGGAACGAAGAUGCGAAGGAGUUCGCUGUGAGGUUGGAACGGGUUUAGAGCAUUGAACCGCAACAGAUGAACAGACAUCGUAUUAGAACGCCUCUCAAUGACUACAUUUGAAAGACCUGGGCAGUACUACCCAUCUCGUGUUGUAAGC
Molecule: messenger RNA, 1699 nt
Organism: Zymoseptoria tritici IPO323
Lineage: Eukaryota; Fungi; Ascomycota; Dothideomycetes; Mycosphaerellales; Mycosphaerellaceae
Exons: 2
Coding region: 1-1599 (532 amino acids)
Biological process (GO): carbohydrate transport; transmembrane transport
Cellular component (GO): membrane
Molecular function (GO): carbohydrate:proton symporter activity
Source: RefSeq, a predicted model, not a curated record